Messenger RNA from Saccostrea cuccullata (small rock oyster), 1752 nucleotides. RefSeq lists its product as uncharacterized. The coding region runs from base 1 to 1752 and encodes 583 amino acids. Lineage: Eukaryota; Metazoa; Mollusca; Bivalvia; Ostreida; Ostreidae. The record is from RefSeq and is a predicted model, not a curated record. The transcript has a single exon. Gene Ontology annotation, molecular function: zinc ion binding.
AUGGAGGGCCAACCCCGUGCCCAGGACGUGAUGUGUUGUGCCGUUUGCAACACUGCCGCGGUACAGAUGCAUUGUGAUACAUGCCUUGUUAAUCUGUGCACAACUUGCGUAGGUAAACACAUGAUUUCUGAUGAAUCCAAUCUUCACCAAGUCGUCAAAUUUCAGUCUAGGAAAUCAGUUCCCCUCUACCCUAAAUGUACAAUACACACCAAGGAACGUUGUGAGAUGUACUGUAAACAUUGUGAUUUACCAAUAUGUAGUGCCUGUGUUGUUUCUGAAAAACAUACAAGUCACAAAAUUUCUCAGCUCCGUGAACUGUACUCUAAAAGGAAAGAAAUACAACAAGACGUUGGGAAAAUAAAAGCGGACAUUUUACCAACUUACAAUGGUAUCAUGGCAGUUAUACAUAUGAAGAUGGACAGACUAGAAUUGAAAUGUAAAGAAAUUUCUGAAUCUAUAGCAAAACUAGGAGAGGACUGGCACAAGAAAAUUGACAGAGUUGUCAAUAAACUCCAAACUGAACUCACAGAGAUGAAAAAGGCACAUAUGGAAGCUCUUAAACAUAACAAUGACGAAAUAGAACGGGAUAUCUCAAACAUUAAUUUUCAUUUGAAUUUGUUAGAAAAAAUUCUUGAAUCAAAUGAUUCGUCCUUGCUAUUUCAAUAUAAUAGUAAAGUACCCACAUUUAAGAAAAGUCCACAUUCUGUUAAUAUUUCUUUGCCAUCAUUUGCGCCGAAAGAAAUUCAACAAGAUCAGAUUCAGGAACUUUUCGGAACGUUGUCCUUGAUAAAUGACGACCAUGUGUACAACUCAAAGAUGGCAAAGAAAAUAGCAGAAUCCGCACCGGCUCCUUCAGCCAAAACACUACUGGAUAAACCAGAGACCAUCACCACAAAAUAUGUUGGGUACACUUAUCUUCAAAACAUUGCCUGUCUGAAAAAUACUAGGAUUUGGGCAAGUGGAGAUUCCAGAGUCAUUAAGCUCUUCAGCAUCGGCCAGGAAUCACAUGUCAAAUCAUGUAUUACUAGUAUAUCAUUUGACACCAACAUACCAGGUGUAUUCUCAGGUCCUUUAUACAUAGCAGUGACACGUAAUGGAAAUCUGGUUUAUUGUGACCCGCAUGCGAAAACAGUAAUUGAGGUCAAGAACGAAGAGGUACAGCACACGAUCGAGUUACACAAUUGGAGACCUCAAGGUGUUUGCCCCACCUCCGCUGGUGACCUUCUGGUUAUCAUGGAUAAUAGAAGAACUAGUGUUUUUCUGGCAACCAUGCGUGAUGGCAAACCUUUUCAAACAAAAGUAGUCCGUUUUUCUGAUUUCGUAGAGAAACAAACCAUUCAGCUUGACGAGGAAGGUAAACCUCUAUACCCAAAUACUAGUACUUGUUCUUACAGAAGAUAUAUCACCGAAAACAGGAACCUAGAUAUCUGUGUGACUGAUGGUGAAGCUGUUAUAGUGGUUAAUCAAGCUGGAAAACUGAGAUUCAGGUACACUGGGCAUUACCCUCCCCCCAAAUGGAAUCAAAACUUCACUCCCCGAGGAAUCAUAACAGACAGUCUGAGUCAUAUACUUACAGCUGAUGAAAUGAAUAAGUGCGUCCAUAUCAUUGAUCAGUAUGGACAGUUUCUCCGUUAUAUAGACUGUGGAAUGGUAAAACCUAUGGGACUGAGUAUAGAUGAAGACGAUCAUCUGUUUGUUGCUGACAAUAAAAAGAAAAGUGGACAAAUAAUCAAACUCAGAUAUUUGAAAUAA